AAACGGCAAAACGUCAGAGCGCAACUCGACUGGAGGGAGUCAUGCUAUAAAGUCAUCGGAUGAUCCAAUGAUGGGCACAGUCAGACAUGCGUCGUCAUCAAGCAAUCACCGGCCUUUUGGCAUUGUUGGCGCUCAGCGCCCACGCACAAGAAACGUACUACGUGUACGAUGAUCGAGUACCUUAUGUCGGAGUUGUGGCCCGUGCAAAACGUGGUGGCGGUGGAGGGGGUUCAGGUGCAUUCAGCAGCGCAAGUAGCUCAGCAAACGCAAAUGCAUUUGGAGGCGGAAACAGUUUCUCGUCGUCGAAUUCCCAGGCAUCAGCAGGCGCCGGAGCUGGUGCAAAAUCAUCGGCCACUUCGAGCGCUAAUGCUGGAAGUGGUGGAUUUGUUUUUGAUGAUCAAUUAGGAGGUGGGUUCGGUGGUUCCGGAGGAUAUGGAGGUGGCGGACUAGGUACUGGUGGUUCUGGAAGAUAUGGAAGCGGUCUUGGAGGUUUCGGAGGUGGGCACUCGGGAGCUGGAGGGUUUGGAGGUAACCAAGCAGGAGCUGGAGGAUAUGGCGGCGGUGUAGGUGGAUCAGGAGGAUAUGGAGGUUCCUCAGGCUACGAUAAUAUUGGAGGCGGUUUCGGUGGCGGAAAUGGUGGAUUUGGAGGCGGCAAUAGCGGGUUUGGAUCCGGUGGUGCUAAGGGAGCUGCCAGUGCCGGAUCUAAUGCUAACGCUGGUGCCGGAGGUUUCGGUGGUUCCGGUGGUGGACUUAAUGCCGGUCUAGGCCACGGAGGUGCCGGUGGAUUCGGCGGUAACCAAGGAGGAUCUGGUUUCGGAGGUGGACUUGGAGGUGGUCACGGAGGUGGACUUGGAGGUGGUCACGGAGGCGCAGGAGGAUUUGGCGGUUCCAAUGCUAAUGCAGGUGCUGGUUCCGGUGGAUUUGGCGGUAGCCAAGGAGGAACUGGUUUCGGAGGUGGACUUGGAGGUGGACUUGGUGGUGGUCACGGAGGUGCAGGAGGAUUUGGCGGUUCCAAUGCUAAUGCAGGUGCUGGUUCCGGUGGAUUUGGCGGUAGCCAAGGAGGAACUGGUUUCGGAGGUGGACUUGGAGGUGGACUUGGUGGUGGUCACGGAGGUGCAGGAGGAUUUGGCGGUUCCAAUGCUAAUGCAGGUGCUGGUUCCGGUGGAUUUGGCGGUAGCCAAGGAGGAACUGGUUUCGGAGGUGGACUUGGAGGUGGACUUGGUGGUGGUCACGGAGGUGCAGGAGGAUUUGGCGGUUCCAAUGCUAAUGCAGGUGCUGGUUCCGGUGGAUUUGGCGGUAGCCAAGGAGGAACUGGUUUCGGAGGUGGACUUGGAGGUGGACUUGGUGGUGGUCACGGAGGUGCAGGAGGAUUUGGCGGUUCCAAUGCUAAUGCAGGUGCUGGUUCCGGUGGAUUUGGCGGUAGCCAAGGAGGAACUGGUUUCGGAGGUGGACUUGGAGGUGGUCACGGAGCUGGACUUGGAGGUGGUCAUGGAGGUGGACUUGGAGGUGGUCACGGAGGUGCAGGAGGAUUUGGCGGUUCCAAUGCUAAUGCAGGUGCUGGUUCCGGUGGAUUUGGCGGUAGCCAAGGAGGAACUGGUUUCGGAGGUGGACUUGGAGGUGGUCACGGAGGUGCAGGAGGAUUUGGCGGUUCCAAUGCUAAUGCAGGUGCUGGUUCCGGUGGAUUUGGCGGUGGGCACGGAGGUUCCGGUGGAUUUGGCCACCAAGGUGGAUUUGGAGGUGGUCCCGGAGGCUUUGGAGGUGCUGGAGGUGCUGGAGCUAAUUCGAACGCUGGUGCUUCCGCCGGAAGUGGAGCAGGAGGCUUUGGAGGCUCCGGAGGAUUCGGAGGCGGUGGCCUUGGCGGAGGACAUGGAGGAUCUGGUGGAUUUGGUCAUGGAGGUGGUCCAGGUUUUGGAGGAGCCGGUGGUUUUGGAGGAUCCAAUGCCCAGAGCAGUGCCAGCGCCAAUGCCAAUGCCGGUGCUGGAGCUGGUGGCUAUGGAGGUCAUGGCGGAAACGGAGGAUUCGACAUCUUCUCUCGUAUCGGUGACGCCGACGAGGGUGCUAACGAAAGUGGUUCCGUCAAUGGCGCCAAGGGUGUCUACAGCAGUAGCGCCGUGAACAUCGACUCAACUGGCAAAGGAUCCUACAAAGUAUCUGCCGGCAAAAUCCCUUAAACUCCUCAAAAAAGAUUAUGCUCUGUAAAAGACUAACAAAGAAACAAGAAACGAGAAGAUAAAAUCGACGAAAAAAAAAGUAAUAAAAAUACGACGACAUUAUGUGCCACCCAACGAGAACAAGGGCUAAUAGUGAGAACACAAUGCCAAUCAUUUCUCAUUCACCAUCUCUUGCCUAGAACGCCAUUAGUGACUUUUUGUAAACAGCUUCGCGUGGUAGUAUUAAAUAUGCAUUAUGACGAAUGUGAUACAUGUAGUAAGACGGGUUUUCCAACUGCCUUCUACGAUCCGUUUGCGAACGCAGCUUGAAACUCCUCGAUGGUCAAGGCCAUUUCGUUGAAUUUGGCCGAUUCUCUUAUGCUGUAUAUACUUAAACGUUGCAUUGUGAUAUACAUAUAUGUUAAUACUUAAAAUAAAAUUCUUUACAACUA
Messenger RNA from Cephus cinctus (wheat stem sawfly), 2602 nucleotides. Its product is annotated as glycine-rich cell wall structural protein. Bases 87 to 2171 code for a protein of 694 amino acids. NCBI's taxonomy places the organism in Eukaryota, Metazoa, Arthropoda, Insecta, Hymenoptera, Cephidae. The record is from RefSeq and is a predicted model, not a curated record. The transcript has 4 exons.